GUACUUGGACAUCUCUGCCUUGUGCCGUCCGUGUGGCAGGGCUUGUCUGCUCCUCGCUCUCGCUGCGUCCUCGCUCUCCAGUGCCGACCGCUCCUUCCUCCCUGAGUCUCGUCGACCCGUCUUGCUUCCUCGCAGGCCUCUGGGCCUCCUCAGCUUGCGAGGAGGAAGAGGAGGAAGAGGACUCUUAGCAUGCUUCGGCGCCAGGGAGGACGAAGAAAUUCCUCAGCUGACAGCAGAGGUCGCCGAUGCUCCAGUCAAAGAGGGCGAGAGCAAGCCGCGCAGAAACGCUCGCUUUCCAGAGCUAGUUCAUCUCCCUAUGGAGGGAAAUCCAGAGGUCGACACUCCCUAUGCUGCCUUCAAUUUCUCUGCUGCUCGGUUUCCUGAACGGAAUUGCUUGGGACAUCGCGAGCUGUUACCGGACGGCAAGCGAGGAGGGUACGUGUGGCAGACGUACGGGGAGGUGAAUCAGCAGGUGAAGGCCCUCGGGGAGGGGCUCGUGCGAGUCUGCGGGCUGGCACGAGGGAGCAAGUGCGGCAUCUACGCGACGAACCGGCCGGAGUGGACAGAGAGCAUGCUGAGUAUGUGGUCACAGGGCCUCGUGUGCGUGCCCCUCUACGACUCCGUAGGGUCAGACGCGGUGCGGUACAUCAUCAACCAUGCGGCGCUUCCCGUCGUCUUCUGUGAGCGGAGCAAGCUCUCCGUGCUGCUCGAGGCCGCCAAGGACUCGCGGUCGCUGCGGCACAUCGUGCUGUAUGAGCCCCUGCAGGACGAUGACGUGGAAGUGAUGCACAAGGCUGGAUCCCGGCGAGACCUCAAGCUGCACUCAUGGACGGAAGUGAAGGCAGCGAGCAGGGAGAGCAGCGCGUCUUCGGGCUCCGCGCAGCGAGCAGGGGAGCUUGCGAUGGUGCUCUACACGAGCGGGACGACAGGAGACCCCAAGGGAGUGAUGCUCUCAGCUCAAAACCUGCUGGCAUCGGCAGCUGGGUGUCUGCUGACGGACGAGACGUACGAUGGGAAGGACACGCAGAGUUCAAGGAGGUUCGACAAAGCGACGUACGUGAGCUACCUGCCGCUGGCUCACAGCUUCGAGCUCAACAUGCAGAUCCUGAUGCUCACAUGCGGGGCCGCCAUUGGCUUCUACCAGGGCGACGUGAGGAAGCUCGUGACCGACGACCUGCCGGCCCUCCAACCCACCAUCAUGCCGGGGGUCCCUCGCGUCUACAGCCGGAUCUACGACAAGGUGGUGGGUACCAUGGAGGCUAAAGGACCGGUCAUACGAGCUCUCUUCCGGAUGGGAUUGCGCGCUAACGAGCGGGCGAUGGCGCGGGGGAAGCGCUCGUGGCUGUGGGACUCGCUCAUGUUCAAGAAGCUGCAGGCGGUGCUGGGCGGCCGCGUCGAGAUGUUCCUGUCAGGAGCUGCUCCGCUCAGCAGCGAGCUACAUGGCUUCCUCAAGGUCGCGUUCAACGCCCCCGUCAUUCAGGGCUACGGCAUGACGGAGAACGCGGGAGCAGCUGUCGCCAUGCCGCCCCUGCUCACGACAGUAGGAACCGUCGGAGCUCCUCUGCCAUGCACGGAGGUGAAGCUGGUAGAUGUGCCGGAGAUGGAGUACAGCACGGAGGACGUGUACCCGAGGACGAGAGAAGAGUUUGAGCAGCAGGUGACCUUCAAGGGAAGCUUCGACCCGGCCAUGGCCGGCAAGAAGCUGCCGCGAGGAGAGAUCUGCAUGCGGGGGAGGAACAUCAUGCAGGGCUACUACAAGCUCGAGAGUGAGACAGCAGCGGUGCUCGAUGCUGACGGCUGGCUGCAUACGGGGGACGUCGGGCAGUGGAACCUGGACGGGAGCCUGAGCAUCAUCGACAGGAAGAAGAACAUCUUCAAGCUGUCGCAGGGCGAGUACAUCGCCGUCGAGAGCAUCGAGUCUGUUGUCGCCUCCUCCCGCUUCGUCCUCCAGUCGUGGGUCUACGGCAACUCGCUCGAGCCCGCCCUCGUCGCUGUCGUCGUUCCAGACAAGGAGGCGGUGCUCUCCUGGUGCAAGAAGCAUAACAUCGCGGGCUCACUCCAGCAAGUCUGUCGGGACCCUCGCGUGCAGAAGAUGAUCCUGAACGACAUCCGCGAGUGCUGCGUCGCCGCCAGCCUGAGGGGCUACGAGCAGCCCAAGGCGAUUCACCUUGAAGUGAACAAUCUCAACGAACUCGGCCAGGGAUUCACAGUACAGAACGACUGCCUGACGCCCUCCUUCAAGCUUCGUCGCCCUCAGCUGCUUCGCCGCUACAGCCAGCAGGUCGACGUCAUGUACCAGCAGAUCCGCGAGAGUCUCCAGCACAGCUCCAGCUGACGUGAUCAUCUGUAAUCUAACAAGAGAUAGUGCUAAGAGC
Guillardia theta CCMP2712 is the source of this 2375-nucleotide messenger RNA. RefSeq lists its product as hypothetical. The transcript has 7 exons. The record is from RefSeq and is a predicted model, not a curated record. Bases 317 to 2335 code for a protein of 672 amino acids. Gene Ontology annotation, cellular component: membrane; endoplasmic reticulum. Gene Ontology annotation, molecular function: long-chain fatty acid-CoA ligase activity. Gene Ontology annotation, biological process: long-chain fatty acid metabolic process. NCBI's taxonomy places the organism in Eukaryota, Cryptophyceae, Pyrenomonadales, Geminigeraceae.